This is a messenger RNA of Perca fluviatilis (European perch), 5751 nucleotides long. It is a transcript of the gene epn2, whose product is annotated as epsin 2. The transcript is spliced from 10 exons. The coding region runs from base 610 to 2364 and encodes 584 amino acids. Gene Ontology annotation, molecular function: phospholipid binding; clathrin binding. The record is from RefSeq and is a predicted model, not a curated record. Gene Ontology annotation, biological process: endocytosis. Gene Ontology annotation, cellular component: plasma membrane; endosome; clathrin vesicle coat. Lineage: Eukaryota; Metazoa; Chordata; Actinopteri; Perciformes; Percidae.
GUCUCCCCCUCCCGCUCUGCCCGCCAUGUUCUGGAGGAGGAGAUACGUGUAGCCUGGCUUUAGCUGGUUUAGCAUUAGCAACACAUAGCUAGGCGGAGGCGCAACAAGCUCCCUGAACGCCAAAAUAAGUACUCUUUUUUUAUUUUACCCUGGAAUUGGCAAAACUCGUUUAUGGGGUUAUAUCCGUGGAGUAUCAGUUAUAUCUGACGUAACCCAAACGACAUGGUGAUGGCGUGGUCAUGUUUGCAGCCAGCACUGUGUGUGUGGUGAUGGUUUUAACAGACGCUGUUCUGGAGGACUCAGGAACACUGCACUGGCCUGGAGAAGCCUCAUAAACAAACACACACAUACACAACAGACACACACACACACACACACGCACGCACCUGUACACAAGAUUGACACAUACACACGCCACCGCCGUGCCUUGAGAAAGGACACAGGCGCACGGACACGUAACACAAGCCUGUUGCACGCGCGCACACAUUUACACCUUCUGUGUGUGUGUGUCCGUCCGUCUCUACUCAAACAUUAUUGGUGCCCUAGCUCCUCUCCUGUGUGAGAGCGUGCGUUUUAUUUCUCCCCGUCUGUCCCAUCGCCGCCGCCACCAUGCCGAGCUCCACCAUCCGCCGGCAGAUGAAGAACAUGGUGAACAACUACUCUGACGCCGAGAAGAAGGUCAGAGAGGCCACUUCCAACGACCCCUGGGGCCCGUCGUCUUCGCUCAUGUCCGAGAUCGCCGACCUCACCUACAACGUGGUCGCCUUCAGCGAGAUCAUGAGCAUGAUCUGGAAGCGGCUCAACGACCACGGCAAGAACUGGCGCCACGUCUACAAGGCCCUCACCCUCCUCGACUACCUGAUAAAGACAGGCUCAGAGCGAGUGGCGCUGCAGUGCAAAGAGAACAUCUUUGCCAUCCAGACUCUGAAGGACUUCCAGUACAUUGACCGAGACGGCAAAGACCAGGGCAUCAACGUCCGGGAGAAGAGCAAGCAGCUAGUGGUCCUACUCAAAGACGAGGACCGUCUCAAAGGAGAGCGGUCUCAGGCUUUGAAGACCAAAGAGCGUAUGGCCCAGGUGUCCACAGGGAGCACUCAGAUGGGUUUUGGCCGAGGCUCGUCUCAGCCCAACCUCUCCACUUCCUACAGCGAAGAGUACGGCCGGUCAGAGGGCUCACCUGCGUCCUAUCAUGGCUCCACGUCUCCCAACGCGGGUUCAGAACUGGAGCAGGCCAGACCUCAGACCAGCGGAGAGGAGGAGCUACAGCUGCAACUGGCUCUGGCCAUGAGCAGAGAGGCUGCGGAGCAGGAGGAGCGCUUGCGCAGAGGGGACGACCUGAGACUACAGAUGGCCUUGGAGGAGAGUAAGAAAGGAGGUCCAGAAUCGGCAAAACUGCCCAAGAAGAAGAGAGAGCCACAAUCAUCUUUAAUGGAUCUGAUGGAUGUCCCUGAGCCUGGUGCCCGUGCUGACCCCUGGGGGGCCGGAGUUGGAGCCGGGGUUGCGGCAGCCUCUGCUUUAGAAGACCCCUGGCACUCUUAUGGGUCUGCACCUAAGCCAGCAGCCCCAGUGGACCCAUGGGGUGUUACUCCUUCUGUUCCACCCAUGAAGAGUGCUGAUCCCUGGGCAUCAAACUCUACUCCUGCCGCUGACCCCUGGGGCUCCGCAGCCGCCCGCCCCAAAACUUCCAACACAGGUAGCUUUGACCUGUUCAAUGCAUCCAACGGUACGUCUAAAGAGGACUUCUCAGAAUUUGACAGCCUGCGCUCUUCCUCCUCUGUCCCCACUGGUGAUGGGGGCGUAGCAUCCUCUCUCCCCUCCCAAGCCAGUCUCGCUAGCAGCAGCAGCAUGGACCUCUUCGACCCCCUGCCCAGCUCCAUUUCUAUGUCUGCCACCACAAACCCGACUAGAAAGACUCCGGAGUCCUUCCUGGGUCCCAAUGCUGCCCUGGUCAAUCUGGACUCCCUGGUGACCAAACCAGCCCAGCCUGCGCCAGUUGUCAACCCAUUCUUGGCUUCAACAGGUGGCUCUGCUCCAGCUCCUGCUCCAGCUUCAGCAGCCCACGCCAACCCCUUCCAAGUGAGCCAGCCAGCCCCCCCGACCCUCAACCAGAUGCGGGUCAGCCCCAUGCCCGCCAGCUUUGGCAUGGCCGAGCCCAUGGCCAUCUCCUCGGGGCCCGCACAGCCCAUCACCAUGGUCCCCCUGGCAGGCAUUGCCCCCAUGGCCCGUGUCAUGCCCGGGAUGGUCGGAGGUGUGGGGAUGAGUGCGGGGAUGCCGGGCUCCAUGUCCUUGCCCCAGCCCCUGAUGAGCAUGCCACCCCAGGCCGGGACGCAGCCCACGGGAACCACCAACCCCUUCCUUUUGUGAGGGGGUGACCGGGGGGGGGGCGACUUUCCCCAUAGUAACACCACCUCUCUCUCUCUUACUCUCUCUCUCUUCCACUUUGGCUCCUUAAGAAGCUUCAAAAUGAACAAGGAGAUAUCUUAUCCCAUCAAUCCCUUAAUAACCAACUCCUAGCCAGGUCGUAGUCCCCCCCCCCCCUUAACACACUCCUUCCUCCUUUGUCUCAAUGCUACAAGCUGCCUAGUCCUGUGUGCUCCAUAUUGAUCCGACGAUGGUGUUGAUGACCGCGGAGAGUUUUAAUCUGUCUAUGGAUUUACACAGUAGCAGUGGUGUUUACAGUCUUUCCACAGAGACGGGGCCCCUCCUCCCUGUCUCUCAUUCACUCGCCUCCUCUCCCUCACUUCUUCCCUUAGGACUGCUCUGUUCUUCUUCUGUGGUGGAGUGACAGGAGAGUCUGACCAUACUAACGCCAGGAUCUUAUCUCUUCACUUGAGCUAAUCUUUUAUAAGCCCUGCGUGUGUGUGUGUGUGUGUGUGUGUGUGUGUGUGUGUGUGUGUGUGUGUGUGUGUGUGUGUGUGUGUGUGUGUGUGUGUGUGUGUGUGUGUGUGUGUGUGUGUGUGUGUGUGUGUGUGUGUGUGUGUGUGUGUGUGUGAUCUCAGUACUUUUACCCUGUAUAUUCCAGUGGGUUUUACUUAUACACACUGGAGUACGGAUGAGAGGUCAGUGUGUUUAUAUAUAUGUGUGUGUGUGUGUUUUACUAAGCAGGGAUUUUGCACAAUUUUAUGUCUAUUUUUAUUUUUUUUUCUGUCUGCGACUGUUGGGCUCACCGUUACACCUUAGCGUAGGGAAGGAGGCUAGCCGCUAAAACGGCUUAAACAACACACAGCCUCAGCUCUCGGUACCACUCGGUCACAACUCUCAUCUGGUCACUUCCUGUCAACUUGGACCUUUUUUCCGAUCCUCCACGUGAACUUUGACCCUCCCGUGGUCACGGGAUUAACAAUGAACAUUUAUCAAAGGGGGUGAACCCCUUGGCCUAGGGAUUGAAAAGAUGCGUAAACGCAAUUUCUGUCAAUGUGUGUGCGCCCACACGCAGGUGUACUGUUAACGCUUGGAUACUAACGGCCACACGUUGAUGCAUUUGUUACUAAGUCUCCCCCAGUGUGCAUUUAGAUAAAGAAAAAUAAUAAUAAAAAUACAUGAACUGAGAUGGCAUCAGUAUUUUGCUAUCGGAACAUAUGGAUGCACUGAGGCAUCGUGGGACAGUUUUUUUCUUCUUCUUUUUAGUUUGUUUCUAGGGUCAAAGGGAAAAGGGUGGGGUGUGUGCGCGCGCACAGUUUGCAUGAGAGAUACGUGUAGCUUCCAAGUGUACUUCAAUUUCUCACCCAGUCAGUAGAAACCGACUUAGAAACGGCUUUAGGUAGUUUCUGAAGUGCAAGUAAAAACGGGGGAAUAAUAUAGACAUCUGCAUUAAGUCUGUGUGUGUGUGUGUGGGGGGGGUGUGCUUGCAUGUGUUUUUUGUGCAACCAUAUAUCAAGGAGUGUUACUAUGGUGACAGGGUUGCCGAGCAAGCUCUGGGUUUAAAGAGCAAGUCAACCACUCGGCAUCGUGAAGAGAGUUUACCUCCAAGUGGAUUUACUGUGGCUAAUCUAUGUACAAGAACAUUACCGGGUGGACACACACCCACUCGCACACACUCACACAGGGCAGUUCCAGGAUCGGUCUAUUGAUAGCACAGGGAAUCCCGCAGCAAACAGUGACACAUGUCAUGUAAACAAGCCGUUGUUCAUUUUGUUGGUCACUUUUUGUUGUGGUUAUUUACUAAUUUAGAUGUAAAUCCAUAGCCAAGCCUUUUCAGAGUUUUGGAGCUGUGUGCUAGCUAAGCCAUGUAUCAUCUUCAUUCUCUCUUUUGUCUAUUUUCUGUCAUUGUAGUUUUUUUUUUUUUUCACCCUAUGGGUAGGCUACAUAAUUCUCUUCUCUUAGAAGCACAACUGUUACCAAAGUCAUAGGGACUGUGAUUUCUGAGGGUGUCGUACUUUAAAUAGUUUGAAUAGUUUAAACAGUAGGGUCACACUUCACUGACAUUUUUUUUUUUUUUCUGUUCAUCGAUCCAUUGGUUUUUAUAUAUAUAUUUCAGUGCUAAUUUACAGUUUGUUCAAGAGUUUGUGUAAGAAAGUGUUACUGUUGGCUGAAUAUCGGCACAUUUACUAACGGUAAGCUAAGCGUCUGUCUCUUCUAUUGGUUAAAAAAAGUGGGUAGUUGAAAUUCAGCUGAUGAAUUGCACCCGGUGUAUAGAUCCUUCUCUUUAGGUUGCUGUUCCCCCCCACUCUUCAGUUCUGGUGAUAUCACUGCCAAUGUUAUUACUGUGGAGGUGGUGUUUUUUCUUUUUCCUUUUGGUGUGCGUUGGCGCCCUCUCCUGGUCUGCUGUGGUAUGAUAGCUACACCACAGGACCCUUGGUAUUUCCACUAAACACAGACUUUCAUUUCUCUCAGGCAAAAGGAGGGGCAACUCCAACCGUGUGUAUGAUUUUUGAUGAUGCUGAAGGUGGGUGAUGAUGAUUUUUAAUGCUCGGGGUCCUGAAUGAAUGGAUGUGACACUUACUUGCAGACCAGCAAACAUUUUUAAUCUCAACUAAAUAUAUGCAAAAAUUGGAGUUGGAAAAGUAAAAAAAAAAAGAUAAGACUUAACGCUUGAUGUGUUUUGCAAAGUUAGAUUUGCUAAUAAAGUCUUGUUUAUUAAAAUGCUACUAUGAUAUACUAGCUAAGACUUCCUCACUGGCCUUGAUUUCACUGCGGCCUGACCUUUUAACUUCACUCCAGCGAUUUGUGAAAAAGGUUGUUAUGGAUGCAUUGAAAACACAAAACGUAAACAUUGCUGUCUUGAACAAAUUCAGCACUCCCAAACAGUCCGAUGUCACUGCAGUUGAACACUUUUUCUUGAUCCCUGGCAGCAGUUUCACAGUCGUGGCUAUGGUGCAGUGAAAAUGUGGCCUGUGCGUAGCGAGCUCCUCUGCGUGUUACUAUGUAUUCACUAUGCUUUUAUCAAGAGGACUAACUGACCUUAUGGACUGUCUGUCUUUAUAUGCAUAAACGGCCUCCUUUUAAUCUUUUCCGUGUCUGUCUAUUUACCCUUCUCAUAGUACUGGGAGCAGGCUGCUUUUUUUUUUUUUAUUGGAUAUGUGCUCAAUCUGUUGGCAUUAUAACUGUAUAAUAUAAUUUAUCAUUUGUACUAUUGUAACAUACUGUUCCUCUGUAUACCUUAUUAUUCUGUGUAAUGGGUUUUUGUAGGAAAAGUCACCGUGGUAUUUUAACGGCAUCUAAACAAAUGAACGCAGCAGGCCGCACCCUGUUGGAUGAGGACAUCUGUAGCUGCUUUGGUUCAAAAUAAAAUGUAUCACUUCAGCUCUGUAA